AUGAACGCCGCUGCCAUCCUUCCUCCGCCAUCGCUCAGCCUCCGCCUCCGUGACGCCAUGAUCGAUUUCUUUGAUCUAAUGUCAGGAGUGCCAGAUUCACUUGAGAUCAACAUCAUUUCUCAAUGGCCUGAAGGGAAGGAAAAUGCUCCAAGAACGAUAAUAGAUAUAAAAUUAAUUAGUAAUGGACAAGUAUUGGAGAACAGUAAAACGGUUGGAGAAUGCAUGAGUCGGUUUUGUGAUGUUCCUUGUAGCAUUACAACCCUGCAUGUAGGUAUUAACCAAGCACCUCAAGAAAAAGUGGUCAAAUUCAAACAAUUGAGCCAUCAUAGCAAGUGUUGGGGUUGGGCUACCAAAAGAACACAAGCAUCAAGAGUGUAAAAAGGUGGUUGUACUUCAUUACAACGAUCCAUCAAAGCCAUAGCUAGAGGUUGGGUUCGAGCAUCUUCGUCCGUUUUGGUCAAAAUAUGCCGAUUACUCUAAUAAUUUUGUCAAAAAUUCUGUUGGUUUGACUUUUUGCUAUAAACAUUUUCCUAUCGUAUGCGUUCAUGCUUUCUUCGUAGCGUCUUAAAUCCCUAGAUUCUAGUGGUUGCAUCUUUAAUGUACUAAAUAUGUGU
Lactuca virosa is the source of this 614-nucleotide messenger RNA. The record is from the annotation of a GenBank genome assembly. Lineage: Eukaryota; Viridiplantae; Streptophyta; Magnoliopsida; Asterales; Asteraceae.